AUGAGUUAAUCAGUCACGAACGGUGCUCAGUCGGUCCGACAAAUCAGUCAUUGGUAACAAGUGGCAUUUGUGUUCCCCACCCCUGCGACGGCGACGUCGAUCUCUCCCAGUUCACGUAUCUUAGUCGUGCCGCCCGACGCCGAGUCAUUGCGACUCAUUGGACAGCAUCUGGGAGCUUGGCUUGACAAGAGGCAGUCGCUCUUGCCAACAUGGCGAACGAGUUCAGUACACUUAUCAUGGACUGAACAGAUCUGGUUCCUCGCAGUCGCUUGACGAGGAUCUAGACUCUAGUGAUCAGGUGCUCGUUGCGACAGCUCGUCUUGUCCAACGUCAACCUUCGUGCACUGCCAGUGUGGAACAACUGCAGAUUCUCUGUCAGGCUCACAACUUGCAGGGCUACUCUCUUCGGCGAUCAAAGGUUACAUAAUUGAUUUUGCGGGUUCUAUUGUCUUCAUGCGCUGGGCGUUGUCCAGCAUGCGAGAGUGGCUACAUCUUCAAGCGAAGCACAGCCAAUGACAUUCUGGUCCCCAGCCUGCAGGCCUACAACGUUUGAUUUCAAGGAAUGGCGUGCUGCCAUCACUGAUUCGCGUGGUCCAUCGGCGGAGCGACCUAGAGGGCCAGCCCACCUACUACUAGAUUUCAUUAUAGAGGCUGACUCGGGGUACACUUUGUGUCCUCAGUCUCGAGCACAAGCUUGCCUCCGGAAAGGCAGCGGCAGGAGCACUUGCUCGUGGCGUCCGAGUCCGAGGCAAAGUUGCGACUCAGGGCAUGUCCAAGUUGCGAUCCUUCCUUUUCUGAACAUGGGGCAACGGCAUAGAAAUUGGGAAAUACUUAAUGUAAGUUGAAUCCGUUGCAAAGAAAGACAGAGACCUGACUCCUUCCUAUUUCUCACCCUCACCGGCCCGGCCAGCGAUCGAAUUCAACACGCCAAACCUACUAACGGCGAAGCGGCAGGUGGUCUUCAUCCACCACCAGUUGAUCACACCCAGGAUGUAAGUAGUGAUGUAUAUGCUUGUCUUUGUGUGCUCCAGCGUCUGAUGAUUGGGCGGACAGACACGGGUGUGUGCAGUCAUUGGAAAGAUGGAGUCACGGGGGGCGACCCGGUGCUGGACGCCGGCGUGAUUCCGCCUGUUCCCAAUUGGACCCGGAGAAUGUUCUCGACCUGCCCGAUUACAGUCGAUUUUAUGCGGAGGUCCGGGAGGGGCUUUUUACCGGUCGCAAGUACGCCAAAGGAUAUCCCACGCAACUCCCCGUGACUGUCGAUGAGCACCCUCGGCGACUUGCACAAGAAUAUCCCACGCUAGGCAGUGGGCACCCUGGGUGA
Messenger RNA from Microbotryum saponariae, 1324 nucleotides. The record is from the annotation of a GenBank genome assembly. Lineage: Eukaryota; Fungi; Basidiomycota; Microbotryomycetes; Microbotryales; Microbotryaceae.